Molecule: messenger RNA, 4820 nt
Organism: Cotesia glomerata
Lineage: Eukaryota; Metazoa; Arthropoda; Insecta; Hymenoptera; Braconidae
Exons: 2
Coding region: 36-3572 (1178 amino acids)
Source: RefSeq, a predicted model, not a curated record
AAAAUAAAUGUGAUCAGUUGUAAUAAAGUGCUAUCAUGAGUGACGAAAAAAUAGUUUGCUUUGUUUGUAAGAAAAGUGAUGAACAUAUAAUAAUAUUUUCUGAGGAAACUUUAAAAAAAUGCCAGACUAUUCUUAAAUUACGAAAAAUACAUAAUCUAAAGUACAGAGACAUUAUUUUACCCAGUGAAUACACCGAGAGUGGUUAUCACAGAGUAUGUUACAAGGUAUUUACAGGUCUUAUGAAAAAAUAUUUCACCUCUCAACCAUUGAGUGCUGAAAAAAAAAAAGGAAAAAAACAAGGGAGUUGUGUAAUUACAAGCAACUCAUCUUCAACCUUGUCGUCAAUACGAGAUUUGAGUUCUGAACUACCUGAUCCACAGUCUCCGUCAACAGAAUCUUCAUCUCAACUAAUUUCACUAUCCCAGUCCACAGAAACACAACCUUCGACAUCUGAAAAUGAAUCUCAUUUACAGUCUGUAUCCACAGAAUCUCCCACGACAUCUCAGCCAGCUCCAAUUUGUGAAUCAAUAGAUCUACAAUCUGCAACUCUUCAAGAUAUUUCUGACGUUUUUGAACCAGAAGUUAGUGAUAAUAAUUUUGUAACUCAAGAUGUUAAUAUUUCGACUGAUAAUAUUGCUGGUAAAAAUGAUAACGAAGUUGUUUGUAUAUUUUGUAAUAAAAAGAAGAAAAAAGUGCGAUCGAGAAUGCUUCCGCUUCAUGCAGCUGAUGUUCAGCAAUUUAAAGAUAGUGUCAAACCUAAUAUUGAAAGUCAUAAAGAGUUUACAGAUUUUUCUAAUAAAUUGGAUAAUUUUUCUGGCUCAAAAAUCUAUUAUCAUACUGAAUGCCGAGUUGAUUUUAAUAAUAAGUUAUCUUCAUUAAAAGCAACGCCUAGCAAAAAGGAGUGGCAUUAUCAUCGGGAGUAUCAUCAAACAGUUUUUAAUGAAAUUAGUACAAUCAUUAAAGAAGACGUGAUUAAAAAAGGGCGGUGUUUUUUAUUAGUGUAUUUACAUGAAUCAUAUAUCGAUUUAUUAGAAAAAAUUUUUCAAGAAAAUUCUAUUCAAAUGACAGCUACUUUCACAGCACACCACCUUGAAGAAAAAAUUUUAAAAGUAUUCUCUAAGGAUAUAAAAUUCUUUACUGUUCGUAAUAAAAAAAUACUAGCUCCAAAAUAUCUAGAAGCCAUCGAUGAUUCAGUACUGGAUAAUUUACAACAAGAAAACAUUUUACAAAAAUCUGCAUUGAUUCUGAGAAAAAUAAUACUCCAAAUAGAAAAAAAAAAAUUAUCAACAAAAAAUAUAACAUCACAGCAUUUAAUAUCCGGAGAAGUUUCAAUACCAGAAGAAUUAUCAGACUUUUAUUCUACCCUUCUUGGUGGAUGUAACCAAAAACGAAAGACUGGCCAAAAAUGUUCUCGUCUAGUUCGUUCUUAUUGUCAAGAUGUUAUUUUCGGAGUUCAUGAUGGUCGAGUUAAAACGUCGAAGCAUAUCAUGUUAGGUAUGACUCUAAAAAGCUUAACAAGCAACAGAAAAAUAAUUGACAUUAUAAACAGAUAUGGACACUGCAUUAGUUAUCAAGGCGUUGAAGAAUUAGAAACUGAAACUACAUUUACAUCAAUGAAAAAGUCUAGCUUAUGUCCAGAAAAAAUUAAAAAAAAACCAGAGCUUUUUACUGGUGUGGCAUACGAUAAUUUUGAUCGUUUCUUUGAAACUUCUAGUGGUAAGGAUACUUUACACGACACAGUCGGAAUAAUAUACCAAAAUAUCGAUGCAGAUACAACUGACGAGCCUGAGAUGUCCGAAGUUUCAAGUGAAAAUACUUCGCCAAAUAAAAAAAGAAGAAGAAGAACAUUUGAUGAAAUAAAUAUAGAUGAAAUGCCAUACCCUAAGAAACCCAAAAUGACGAGUGAGUUAAAAUUAUCAGUUGAUGAUAUAGAAUGUAUAGACUCUCAAAUAAACACGGAAAUUGACAACAUAUGGAUGAUUAGUCACGCUUUAGAAUUACCUGACGUACCUAUGUGGGUUGGUUUCAAUGGUCGGAUUGAUGAUCAAGAUAGUCCACAACAACAUAUAUCUUACUUGACGCCGAUAAAUGCAUCUCCAACCAGUACAUCAAUCGUAUUAGAAACUAUGAAACAAAGCCAAAAAAUAGCUGAAGAUUUACAGCAACCCUACAUACAGGUAACCUACGAUCUAGCUAUAGCUAAAGUAGCGUUACAAAUACAAGCUACAGAAAAACCAACAUUUGAUAAUUUAUUCAUUCAUUUAGGACCAUUUCAUAUAAUGAUGGCUUACUUCAAAGCUAUCGGUAAAGUAAUUAGUGAUUGUGGGUUGACUACGGUAAUGGUUGAGAGUAGUUUGCUGGCAAACGGUUCAGUUAAUGGGUUUUUAGAUGGAAAACACUUUAAUCGCUGCAAAAGAUUGCAUCCUUUAGUAGCAUUAGGACUAGAAAUACUACAUUUUAAGUCAUUUUUACAAAAUGAUAACAUUACUUUAACUGAGGAUAUAAUAGAUGAAGUUAAAAGACUCCAAAAUUGUAAAAUUUCUUUGUUUGAAAUUGAAAAUGAUGGCCUUAAAGAGCUGAUGAAUAACUACGGUAUCUACAAACAACAAACCCUUAACGGGGAGCAUGGUAAAACGUCACAAUUUUAUCUAAUUUAUAUAAACCUUAUACAUCAUUACUUGGACUUAUCUCGAAGUAUUCGUACUGGAAAUUUUCAACUCUUUAAAUCAGUGUUACCUAAAAUUACAAGCAUUUUUUUUAUAUUGAAUCAACAAAACUAUGCUAGGUGGAGCGUCAAAUAUUAUGAUAGUCUACUGAGAGUUGAUAAAACUCAUCCUGAUUUGUAUGAAGGAUUCCUAAAAGGCUGUUUUGGAAUUAAAAGAACUACCAAGCCAUUUUCAAGACAACCUAUUGACCUGGUUCUAGAGCAAACUAUAAAUGCAGAAGCUGCAAGAAGGCUGACAGGUGUUAUACACUUCACUAACUCAAUUUCGGCGCGACAACGGUGGGCUCGAAACCAUGAUGUAAGAUCUACAAUUAUAAGUCAAGUUUAUCUUGAACUUGGACUACAAAAUCAUCAAGAUAUUUCAACAGAUUUGAAUCCCCAUAAUAUCAGGAAAAACGCCAAACAACUACAACAAUUUGUCGCAACUUUCGAUCAAUUUAUCAAUCCUUUCAGUUUAGAAGUUCCCAAAGACCAAUUAGUAAAUAUUUCAUCAGGAAAGUCCGCAUCACUGCCAGUAGAAGAAUUUCUAUUAAAUUUAGAAGCUAAUGGCGAUAGCCUCCGAAGAACAUUCAUUUCUGAAUGCCAAUCUGAUAUUACGCGAUUUGAAAAAGCUAUUAAAAAAACAUCUAUUAAUAAUUUUUCUAAAGAUUAUGAAAAAAAAAAAUUAAAGUUGGUGGAAAAAUUCAAGAAGUUAAAAUUCAAAGGGAUUUAUUUGGACGUAUGCUGGGAAUCUCAAUGGAUUACAGCAUUGACAUUUCAAAAAUCUUAUCCUACCCGAUUACUUCAGUACCAUUGUCAAUGUGUCAUUUGGAUGGGACCAUUUGCAAGACCGAUAAAUCUGCUUUGAUGAAAUGUUUAGAGAAAGAGGUCGAGCAUGAAGAGCCAUCUCAAAUUGAUAUUCUAAUAAUUGACGGUUUCUUUUUGUUACAUACUAUGAAAAAUGUUCCUAGAAAAUUUGGAGGCAUUUCUAAAAAAAUGUUGCAGAUGGUAACUCAAUUAAAAGCGUCAAGAAUUGAUGUCGUUUUCGACCAGUAUUUUACCCCAUCGAUAAAAGGAUACGAACGUUCUAUGCGAUUUGAAUCUGCACAAUUGGAGUAUACUAUUGCUGGGCCUGAACAAGUCCGUCCUAGUGACUUUGUCAAAGAAUUAAAAAAUUCUAAUUUCAAAGAAGCUCUAGUUGAUUUUUUUAUUUUACACUGGGCUUCUGACGAAAUGGCGCCGUUUAUUGGCAAUAAAAUAAUACAUAUAAAUUUCAGAAAAUGUCAUUCGUUUACUGUUAAUGAGGCCAACAAAGUGAUGUCAAGUAUAAAUGAGGAAUUGUCUUGCCCAGAGCAUGAAGAAGCAGACACCAAAAUAGUGUACCACGCGUGUAAAAUUAACUACGAAGCAAACAUUGUGAUUCGAACUGUUGACACCGAUGUUGCUGCUAUAAUGCUAAGUCAUAUGCAUCGUCUUAAUGAUGGAUCACAUGUUUGGAUGCUUACAGGAGCUGGAAAUAAUUUAAGAUAUGUGGACCUAACUAAAAUACACGCCAAAUUAGGAGAAUCUAUUUGCAGAAGCUUACCUGGACUACACGCUUUCACAGGAUGUGAUUACAAUCCUGCAUUUUACAGAAAAGCAAAAUUGAAACCGUUUAAAUUGUUAAAAAAAUAUGUAGAAUUUCAACAAGCAUUCAUGAAGUUUGGUGACAGCAAAAUCAUCGAAAAUAACAAUGAACAAGUAUUAAUCUUCGAUAUAAUUCAAAGUUUUAUAUGCUAUCUAUACAAUAUGAAUGAUAUCAAUGAUGUUGAUGCUGCUAGGCUACAAAUGUUUAUUAAUUUGUAUACAGUAUCUGAUGUGAACGAAGCUUUUAAUCGAAAAAAGUUGCAAAAUUUCGAUGCUAGCUGUUUACCACCUUGCAAAAGUGAGCUAUUGCAGCAAUUUUUGCGAGCGAAUUACAUAUGUAGCAUAUGGAACAACGCUCACUUACAAAAGCCAACAGCAUAUAAACCAGUAAAUAAUGGUUGGAUACUGGAAAAUGACCACUACUAUUUCAAAUGGUUUGAAGGAGAUCAAUUACCGAAUUAUGUCAGCGAAUCUCUAAAAACAGUUCCAG